Molecule: messenger RNA, 855 nt
Organism: Hypanus sabinus (Atlantic stingray)
Lineage: Eukaryota; Metazoa; Chordata; Chondrichthyes; Myliobatiformes; Dasyatidae
Product: SH2 domain-containing protein 1A-like
Exons: 4
Coding region: 117-497 (126 amino acids)
Source: RefSeq, a predicted model, not a curated record
GGAGUCGCAUUGAACACACCAAGCCCAGACCGCCCAACACUCACUGUCUACCAGAGACGCGACCAAGAGAGAGAGGAAAAGAGAUCCCCUUACUAAUCAGUCUCUUCCCUGGAACCAUGAGAUUGUCCGUCUACCAUGGGCGCAUCAGCCUCGCAGAGACCGAAGAUCUGCUAGCAUCGAUGGGGAAGGAUGGCAGUUAUCUGAUCCGAGAUAGCGAGACCAUACCGGGAGUCUACUGUCUGUGUGUGUUGAAUAAAACGUUUGUUCAUACCUACCGGAUUUCGGAAACAUCUGGGAAAUGGUCAGUUCAGACAUUGAAAGGCAUUCCUCCUCGUUAUUUCAGUAGCAUAGAAAAUCUCCUUGUAACGUACAAGAAACCAGGCCAAGGACUGGUUAUACCUCUGUUACAUCCAGUGGAACACAAAGCGCAAAAAAUCCAAGACCAGAACGAAGAUUUUCAGGAAGAACGGAAGUACAUGGAAAUGCUUGGCGUGUGAUACAGCCAGAGUAUAACCGAAGAGUCCCCAGAGCAUGAUGGAGGAUUAUCUUGGAUGAAAAUAUAGUAUUCUGUUCAAUGCUGUAUUUCCACCUUAGUUAUUUGUUUAAAUGUUCUACAUGUCUAAAAAUGUGAACAUCAAUUUUCUGUAAAUAAGAUAUGUUCAUCUUUUCAAGUUGUAGAAUUCACUAAUGUAAAAUUAUUUACUGAAGUCUCUUCUUGCCUGUUCUAUUCUCAAAUAGAUGCUUCUUAGAAGGAGAUCAUUUGGCCUAAUGUGCUGUAUUGGCUUUUUCAAAGAGCCGUCCAAUUGGUUCAGGAGGUCCGGCUGGUUCUGGCUGCACUGAAUAGUCAAAACUAUA